AUGUCUAAAUUCUCUACUAAAACCUUAAAUAACUCCGAAGAAACUAGUCUCUCCGAAGAAGUUCAGCACCAAUUAGCCCAGUUAAAGGCGGAAAACCAAUUUCUUAAAAACCAAUUAGAGGAAAUUUCCCAAGGUGGCAUUAAAAUUCUCUUUUCCGGCAAAGCUAACGCCCAACGAGUAGCCCGCAAAGUUAAACCAAGAACUUUACGGGAAAUUAAAAGUUUAAGUAUCGAUAAUGAAGAAGGACAAACUAAAAAUCUGGUCAUUGAAGGUGAUAAUUUACUUGCCAUGGCUACCCUCUACCAAUAUCACGGCAAAAUUGACCUAAUUAUUGCUGACCCGCCAUAUAAUACCGGUAAAGACUUUCGUUAUAAUGACAAGUUAAUUAUGAUGCGAGAAAUGUUAAAACCGAGCGGAGUUUUAGCGAUAUGUAUUGAUUAUCGAGAACUCUUUAAUUUAGGGAAAAUGUUAGAUGAAAAUGAUAGUAAACAUUUAUCAAAUUCUACGGAAUAUGCAUUGGUUUAUGCUAAAAGUGAAGAAAGAGCGAUAACUGGGAAAUUAGAAAGGAGUGAAGAACAAAAAAAUCGCUAUCAAAACCCAGAUAAUGACCCGAAAGGGAAAAUAGUCUACCCCCCGCUCGCCAGUGGCUGGCGAGCGGGGAAAUCUGAGUUUAAAAAAAUGCUGGAAGAAUGGGGUUCUGAAUACGAAGAAAAAGAUUUACAAGAUGGUUGUUUUCCUGCGUUGUCCGGUCAUAAUCAGGGUGCUACUAAUGAAUUAUACAAUAGGGUUGUCCUUGACCCUUUUGCCGGUUCAGGAACUACCGGAGAAGCAGUUUUACAACUAAAUAAAGAAACUAAUGCUAACCGCCACUUUAUCCUCAUUGAACUAGGUAAUCCCGGAACUGAUGAUAGUUAUUGUCGCACACUUUUACAAAAAAGGUUAGCCGCCACUAUUACUGGAAAAUGA
Ambispora gerdemannii is the source of this 966-nucleotide messenger RNA. Lineage: Eukaryota; Fungi; Glomeromycota; Glomeromycetes; Archaeosporales; Ambisporaceae. The record is from the annotation of a GenBank genome assembly.